Molecule: messenger RNA, 473 nt
Organism: Schizophyllum commune H4-8
Lineage: Eukaryota; Fungi; Basidiomycota; Agaricomycetes; Agaricales; Schizophyllaceae
Exons: 4
Coding region: 28-393 (121 amino acids)
Source: RefSeq, a predicted model, not a curated record
CGUAAGGCUGAAACGCGCCCUCGAAGGAUGGAAGAUAGCGCUGCCCUCGCGCUCGCCCAGAGCCUUUCCGCGCUCACAGGCGAAUUCUCCCCCUCUCCGGGCUCUCAGACGCACCAUAACUCGCGCAUGGCAUGGAAACGCGUCCAGACGCCGCGGAGGUACACCAACCUUCGUGCAGAUCGCAUAUGCGCUCGCCCCGCGGAACAUCCAUCGCCAUACAACGCCGUACACGCCAAAUGCCCACCACGGGCAAUCUUCCGCGGUUUCGUAAGUGUAUCUGGGCGCGCGGUUCGUAUUCGGGGGCGCGUCGCCUCCGCGCAUUCAACUGCUGCGGUUGGAAAGGCUAAUCGACGCGGGGAGGGAUACAUAAGGCAGGGGGUGGGGCGGUGUUAGGGCAGAGCUCGGCGCUCUUCCCUUUCCCCCGGUAUCUAGUACUAUUUUCCGCGCCUUGACCGACGCCGCCGUCCUUCCCU